Messenger RNA from Nematocida homosporus, 1722 nucleotides. RefSeq names its product tRNA pseudouridine synthase 10. Gene Ontology annotation, molecular function: pseudouridine synthase activity; RNA binding. Gene Ontology annotation, biological process: tRNA pseudouridine synthesis. NCBI's taxonomy places the organism in Eukaryota, Fungi, Microsporidia. Bases 1 to 1722 code for a protein of 573 amino acids. The transcript has a single exon. The record is from RefSeq and is a predicted model, not a curated record.
AUGGAUAAUGGUGAGAUAAGUAGUAAUUUAAAAAGUAAUGUAUGUGGUGAUAUGGGUAAUGAUAUAUGUAGUGAUAUGGGUAGUGAUAGUAAAGGUGUAGUUGGUGCUAGUGCUGGUGGUAGUAGUGCUAGUAGUGGCAAUAAUAAUGAUGUCCUUGGUAGUAGUAAUAUUGCAGCAGAUACUGGCAAUCUGUCUAAUAGUGGCAAUAUUGUGGCUGGUUGCAGUAAUAUGUCUAAUAGUGGUAAUAUUGCGGCUGGUGGUAUUAAUAUACCCGAUAGUGGUAAUAUUGCUCGAAGUGGUAAUGAAAAUGGUAUGUGUAGUGGUACUCCGGCUGAGGGUGGUAUGGCUGGUGGUGCUAAUGAAAGUGCUGCUAGUUCGGCGCUGAGACAACUGGAGCAGAUUGGGCUGGAAGUUAAGCGACAGAUUGAGGAAGAGCGAGGGAAGCAAGAGAGUUUUAAUAGUUGGUUGUUGUCUAUUCAUGAUCGGAGUGGCUUAAUGACGGCGGGUGAGAGUUUGAAGGAGUACUUGAAACGAACGUUGUUGAUGGAGUAUCCGCGGCGCAUGGGCGAACAGUAUAGUACAACGAUUGAAAUUGAGAUUAAUGAGCGAGGUAAGGCUAGAGUUCAGCUGGUGAAUGAAACACUGUAUGUGGCUGGACGAUACCGCAAAACAAUCCGUGGAAUUUCUAAUACGCCGAUGAUCAUUGUGCGGCGGAGUCAAGAGAAGAAAGGAAAACGAGCGGGACAGAAACGAAGGACAAAAGGCGGCUCUAAUGGCGAUAAUAGAGAGACGUAUGAAAGUGAAAGUACAGCUAUUUCACCGUUGCUGGGUGGAUUGCAAAGUGUGUAUGAGUCGGAAAACAGUGAAGCUGGCUCUGUUUCUAGUUUUAGUGAUGCCGUCGGACAGUGUGCUACCGCGGAAAUAAGAAUGCGAGCUGUUUCUGACUGGAUUGAACCGAUCAAGCAGUACUUUGAUGGAAAAGAAGCUGUGUUUAUGUCAAGUGGCCGAGAAGAUAUAGAUGUACGAAUGCUGGGUAAAGGCCGGCCAUUUAUUGUGCGUAUUGAAAAGCCGCGGCGUAAUUUACCUCGGGCGCUAGAGUCCUUGGUAGUAGCAGUAAGUGCGACGGGUGAAGAAGUUGAGGAGCAGUGUGUUAGCAACCAAGAGAUUCGCAUUAACUACCAGAUGAGUGCAGCAGUUGAGUUGCUCGAUUUAGCACUGGUUAAAGGAAAAGAGGCUUGCCGGCAGAUGAAAGAGAUAGAGCAGACAAAGAAGAAGGAGUACCAAGUUUCAGUCAUGACAAAACUAGCACCAGAAGCAGUUAGAGCAUCUUUAGUCCAUCAAGGCUGGCUAGUAUCUCGGGCGGAAACGCCUAAUAUUUUAUCUAAAGACUUACUUACACUCCGGCAAAAGACGCCUAUUCGGGUGGUACACCGUCGAGCCAAUUUAGAAAGAGCUAGACAGGUUUACAACUGCGUGAUAGAAAUUCGACCAUCUGAUGAUCUACCCGACUGGCCAGAUAAUGGCACCCAACUAGUAGUUCACUUGGUGGCAGAUGCCGGCACGUACAUCAAAGAGUUUGUAAAUGGCGAUUUAGGCCGGACUACUCCCUCCUUAACUGAGCUACUCGGCGGUUAUUGCGAUGUCGUUGAACUAGAUGUCCUUAAUAUUGAAGCCAACUUCCCAGUACCCGAGACCAUUCUCACCCCCAUUAGACUAGUUUAA